This is a messenger RNA of Mesoplodon densirostris (Blainville's beaked whale), 2204 nucleotides long. RefSeq names its product adaptor related protein complex 4 subunit mu 1 (gene AP4M1). The transcript is spliced from 16 exons. Lineage: Eukaryota; Metazoa; Chordata; Mammalia; Artiodactyla; Ziphiidae. Gene Ontology annotation, cellular component: trans-Golgi network; cytoplasmic vesicle; clathrin adaptor complex. Bases 359 to 1720 code for a protein of 453 amino acids. Gene Ontology annotation, biological process: Golgi to lysosome transport; protein targeting. The record is from RefSeq and is a predicted model, not a curated record.
AGGUGUUGACCAGGAAACUUCCCGCGCAGGACGCCCCUCCCACACUUGCAGACCCUCACCUUUCUCGAGCGCGUAGUCCUUAAGUGCCAUUGCUGCCGAGGGCUGUGCGGUAGCAGUUGGCGGGCUCUGAGCUCUCACUCCCCAGGAAGCUAAAAACGUCGGCGCGGCGGACUGCGGCCAACCAACCGAAAUUGGCGCGAAACGUCGCUCCCCACGUGACCAGCGCCGCUGAGUGCGGGCCAAUCGGGGAAGAUGCCCUCCGCCCCUCCCACUCGCCACGGGCCCCUGCCUCGACCAAUCAGCGGGCGAGCCUGGGCUGAGUGACGGGGGAGCGGCGCGGGUGUCAGCAGGAACGGCCAUGAUUUCCCAGUUCUUCAUUCUGUCCUCCAAGGGGGACCCGCUUAUCUACAAGGACUUCCGCGGAGACAGCGGAGGCCGGGAUGUGGCCGAGCUCUUCUACCGGAAGCUGACGGGACUGCCUGGAGACGAGUCUCCGGUUGUCAUGCACCACGAUGACCGUCAUUUUAUUCACAUCAGACACAGCGGCCUCUAUUUGGUGGCCACGACUUCAGAAAACAUUUCUCCCUUCAGCCUCCUAGAGCUGCUUUCCCGGCUAGCCACGCUCCUGGGUGAUUACUGUGGCUCCCUGGGUGAGGGGACCAUCUCCCGCAACGUGGCUCUGGUCUACGAACUUCUGGAUGAAGUGCUGGACUAUGGCUAUGUACAGACCACAUCCACGGAGAUGCUGAGGAACUUCAUCCAGACGGAGGCCGUGGUCAGCAAACCCUUCAGCCUCUUUGACCUCAGCAGCGUUGGCUUGUUUGGGGCUGAGACACAACAGAGCAAAGUGGCCCCCAGCAGUGCAGCCAGCCGCCCGGUGCUGUCCAGCCGCUCUGACCAGAGCCAAAAGAAUGAAGUGUUUCUGGAUGUGGUCGAGAGAUUGUCUGUCCUGAUAGCUUCUAAUGGCUCGCUGCUGAAGGUGGACGUGCAGGGAGAGAUACGACUCAAGAGCUUUCUGCCCAGCGGCUCUGAGAUGCGCAUCGGCUUAACAGAAGAGUUUUGUGUGGGGAAGUCAGAACUGAGAGGUUAUGGGCCAGGAAUUCGGGUGGAUGAGGUCUCAUUUCACAGCUCGGUGCAUCUGGAUGAGUUUGAAUCUCAUCGAAUCCUCCGCCUGCAGCCACCUCAGGGUGAGCUGACGGUGAUGAGGUAUCAACUCUCAGAUGACCUCCCCUCCCCGCUCCCCUUCCGGCUCUUUCCCUCCGUGCAUUGGGACCGAGGCUCAGGCAGGCUCCAGGUUUAUCUGAAGUUACGAUGUGACCUGCCCCCAAAGAGCCAGGCUCUCAACGUCAGGCUGCACCUUCCCCUGCCACGGGGGGUGGUCAGCCUGUCUCAGGAGCUGAGCAGCCCAGAGCAGAAGGCAGAGCUGGGGGAGGGAGCCCUUUGCUGGGACCUGCCUCGGGUGCAGGGAGGCUCUCAGCUCUCAGGCCUUUUCCAGAUGGACGUUCCGGGCCUCCCCGGGCCUCCCGGCCAAGGCCCCUCCACCUCGGCUCCUCCUCUGGGGCUGGGCCCCGCCAGCCUCUCGUUUGAACUUCCCCGGCAUACAUGCUCUGGCCUCCAGGUUCGCUUCCUCAGGCUGGCGUUCAGACCAUGCGGCAACGCCAAUCCCCACAAGUGGGUGCGACACCUAAGCCACAGCGACGCCUAUGUCAUUCGGAUCUGAGGCUCCCAAACGAGGACACGGGUGGCAAAGGAGGUGACCAGUGCAUCAGGAGAAGGACGAUGUUUCCUCUCCCAGCAUCCUGGCCUGUGGAUGUGGCUCUGGCUGGAAGAGUCCUGAGUCCUAGAGAGCAGGGGGGCUCCACGGGUUCGACCGCCCAUCCGUGGGAUCUGACCCAGGAAGGACAGAGGUGGAUCACAAUUUAAAAAUCAAUCUUUUAUUCUGAGGAACUGACUGUACAAUACUGAAAGAGAAAGUCACGUGGGGGAAGCUGACUACUAUUUCCUUCCAUCCAGCGUGCGUGCGUGUGUGUGUGUGUGAGAGAAUGAGAGAGAAUACAGGGGAGAGAAGACGGUCGGCAGACGUGUGACAGCAUCAAGGUGCAGGCGGAGGGGAGCCAGAUCCGGGGGGCUGUGAGCCAUUAGCCUUCGGAGUCCCUGGAGCUGGAGGGGGGCUCUCCCCAGCUUCCGGUUUCCCCCCACAUAGG